Molecule: messenger RNA, 6402 nt
Organism: Neoarius graeffei (lesser salmon catfish)
Lineage: Eukaryota; Metazoa; Chordata; Actinopteri; Siluriformes; Ariidae
Gene: ift172
Product: intraflagellar transport 172
Exons: 48
Coding region: 111-5357 (1748 amino acids)
Biological process (GO): intraciliary transport
Cellular component (GO): intraciliary transport particle B; ciliary basal body; axoneme
Molecular function (GO): protein binding
Source: RefSeq, a predicted model, not a curated record
CGGUAACCAGGACAACACUUAUGUCCCUCCUGCGGGAAGCUCCGAGUUAAAUACGUUUAGUAAUAAUUUAACAAAGUCGGUAGAUCAGCGACAUCUCUUUCCAACAAACUAUGCAGCUAAAGCAUUUGAAGACUCUCCUUCCUCCGCAGGAUGGAGCUGCGAAAGUUACAUGCAUGGCAUGGGCUCCAAACAACGUAAAGUUUGCCGUCUGUACAGUUGAUAGAGUGGUUUUGCUCUAUGAUGAACAGGGAGAGAGAAGGGACAAAUUUUCAACAAAGCCUGCCGACGCUAAAUACGGGAAGAAACACUACAUGGUCAAAGCUAUGGCAUUUUCUCCAGAUUCCACUAAAAUUGCUAUUGCUCAAACUGACAAUAUUGUGUUUGUGUACAAAAUAGGAGGAGAAUGGGGAGACAAAAAAGUUAUUUGCAACAAAUUUGUGCAGACAAGCGCUGUAAUAUGUCUACUAUGGCCAGCAGAAAAUUGUAUUGUUUUUGGAUUAGCAGAAGGGAAAAUUCGAGUGGCCAACACAAAAAGCAACAAAUCAUCUAGUAUCUAUGGAACAGAAUCCUAUGUAGUUUCAUUAACUUCAAAUGUCUCUGGGAAAGGAAUUCUUUCAGGCCAUGCAGAUGGGACUGUUGUGCGUUAUUUCUUUGAUGAUGAAGGCUCAGGGGAUUCUCAGGGCAAAUUGCUGACUCACCCAUGCCCACCAUAUGCUCUGGCUUGGGGAAGCAACAGCAUUAUUGUAGCUGGGUGUGAUAAGAAGAUUGUGGCCUAUGGGAAGGAGGGACAAAUCCUGCAAACAUUUGACUACAGCCGUGAUCGCUUGGAGAAGGAGUUCACAGUUGCAGUGACAAGCCCCAGUGGUCAGUCAGUAGUGUUGGGCAGUUAUGACAGAUUGAGGGUUUUCAACUGGAAUCCUCGAAGAGGUGCUUGGGAUGAAGCUGCUCCAAAAGAAAUUCCUAAUCUAUAUACCAUCACAGCUCUGGCAUGGAAAAAAGAUGGCUCUCGGCUCUGUGUGGGCACACUGUGUGGGGGAGUUGAGCAGUUUGACUGCUGCCUUCGCAGGAGCAUCUACAAGAACAAAUUUGAGAUGACUUAUGUUGGCUUAAGCCAGGUGAUUGUGAAGAACCUUUCUACAGGCACACGAGUGGUGCUCAAGUCUCAUUAUGGCUAUGAGUUUAAUGAGGUGAAAAUCAUGGGGAAGGAUCGUUACUUGGUGGCCCACACUUCAGAUACCCUUCUGCUGGGAGAUCUGGUCUCCAAUAAACUGAGUGAGGUGGUGUGGCAGGGCUCUGGAGGGAAUGAGAAAUUCUUCUUUGAAAAUGAAACCGUGUGCAUGGUAUUCAACGCAGGAGAACUGACCUUGGUGGAGUACGGCAACAAUGACAUCUUAGGAUCAGUUCGCACUGAAUUUAUGAACCCCCACCUUAUCAGUGUUCGUCUCAAUGAGAGGAAGCAGAGAGGAGUGGAUGAUAACAAGAAGUUAGCCUACCUAAUCGACAUCAAAACCAUCGCCAUAGUGGACUUGGCUCUUGGUUAUAACCUUGGGACUGUUAGUCAUGACUUGAAGAUUGACUGGUUGGAGUUAAAUGAGACGGGACGUAAGCUGCUCUUCCGGGACAAGAAGUUACGGCUGAACCUGUUUGACAUUGAGAGUGGUGUGAAAACCACUCUCUUGAGCUUCUGCUCCUACGUGCAGUGGGUUCCAGGCAGUGAUGUGGUGGUGGCUCAGAACCGCAGCAACCUGUGUGUGUGGUACAACAUCGACAGUCCAGAGAAAGUCACCUUGCUCCCUCUGAAAGGAGAUAUUGUUGAUUUGGAAAGGGCAAAUGGCAAAACUGAGGUGAUUAUGUUGGAAGGGGUGAACACAGUCUCAUAUACGCUGGAUGAAGGAUUGAUUGAGUUUGGAACAGCCAUUGAUGAUGGAGAUUUUUACAGAGCCACAGUAUUUCUAGAAACCCUAGAAAUGUGUGCUGAGACGGAAGCUAUGUGGAAGACACUGAGCAAGUUGUCUCUAGAGGCACGGCAGCUGCACAUUGCAGAAAGGUGCUUUGCAGCUUUGGGUAACGUGUCCAAGGCCCGCUUUUUGAACAAGACCAAUAAAAUUGUUGAUUGCAUCUCAAAAGAACAUGGCGAUGAUGGCAAAGAACACUAUCAAGUGAAAGCACGGUUAGCAAUGCUGGAUAAGAACUAUAAACUCUCUGAAAUGUACUACUUGGAACAGAAUGCUGUCAAUGAAGCGAUGGAAAUGUACCAAGAGCUGCAAAUGUGGGACAACUGUAUUGCAAUAGCAGAGGCUGAGGGACAUCCAGAGAUAGAAAAUUUGCGACGCAGCUACUACACUUGGCUGACAGAGACGAAACAAAAUGAGAAAGCAGGGGAAAUGAAGGAGAGCGAGGGUGACUAUGUAGCAGCCGUUAACUUUUAUCUUAAGGCAGGACUUCCAGCCAAAGCUGCCUGGCUAGCCAUGAACAGAGAUGAGCUCCUGUCUAGCAGUAUUGUCACCCGCAUUACCUCUGCUCUCAUCAAAGAGGAGUUCUAUGAGAGAGCAGGUGACCUCUUCAAGAGGACAAGUAAUAACCAGAGAGCCCUAGAUAGUUACCGCAAAGGCAAUGCUUUCAAAAAGGCUGUGGAGCUUGCACGUGUGGCCUUUCCUUCUGAAGUAGUGAAGUUAGAGGAGGCCUGGGGCGACUAUCUGAUCCAGCAGAAACGGAUGGAUGCGGCAGUCAAUCAUUACAUUGAGGCUGGGUGUGGUUCCAAAGCAGUUGAAGCAGCAAUUGGGGCACGUCAGUGGAAGAAAGCCCUGCACAUUGUGGAGUUACUGGAGGACAAAUCAUCAGCCCAAUACUACUUAAAGAUUGCCCAGCACUAUGCAUCUUUACAGGAAUAUGAGGUAGCAGAACGCCUGUUUGUGAAAGGAGGUCAUAUCAAAGAUGCUAUUGACAUGUACGCUGAAGCAGGGAGAUGGGAGCAAGCCCACAAGCUUGCUGUGAAGUGCAUGAACCAGGAUGAAGUGUCUACUCUCUAUAUUACCCGGGCUCAUGACCUAGAGAAGGAAGGGAAAUACAAAGAAGCUGAAAGACUGUUUUCCAUUGUUGGUGAGAUUGAUAAGGCAAUCACCAUGUACAAGAAGAAAAAGCUCUAUGAUGACAUGAUUCGUCUAGUUGCCAAACACCAUAAAGAGCUGCUGCAGGAGACUCAUAUUCACUUAGCCAAGGAGUUGGAAGUUGAGGGAAGAUUCCAGGAGGCUGAGCAUCACUACAUUGAGGGCCAGGAUUGGAAAGCAGCCGUCAACAUGUAUGGGACAAAUGAGAUGUGGGAGGAAGCUUACAGGGUGUCAAAGAACCAUGGGACAGUCAGCACCCACAAACAAGUGGUCUACUUGUGGGCCAAGAAUCUGGGGGGAGAGACAGCUGUUAAGCUUCUUAACAAGUUCAGCCUGCUAGAGGACGCCAUCGAUUUUGCAGCUGAAAACCAUUCAUUUGACUUUGCCUUUGAGCUGGCACGACUGUCCUUGAAACACAAGAUCCCGGAAAUCCAUCUAAAGAAUGCCAUGUUUCUGGAAGAUGAGGGUAAAUUUAGCGAAGCUGAAAUAGAGUUCAUCAAAGCAGGAAAGCCAAAUGAGGCUGUGCUGAUGUACUUACAUAUACAAGAUUGGCCCGGAGCCCAACGUGUGGCUGAAGCUCACGACCCCGACAGUGUGGCUGAUGUGCUGGUGGACCAGGCCAAGUUCUGCCUUGAGCAAAAAGACUUCCAGAAAGCAGAAGCGUUUCUCCUCCGUGCCCAGAAGCCUGAGCUUGCCAUCAAAUAUUACAGAGAUGCUGAGAUGUGGAGCGACGCUAUGCGUAUCUGUAAGGAGUACAUACCCAAUAAGCUGAGUAUUCUUCAAGAAGAGUAUGAAAAAGCGAUCACAAAAAAUGGCAGCCGGGGAGUAGAGGGUAUGAUUGAGCAGGCUCGGGAGUGGGAGCAGACCGGUGAAUAUGCUCGGGCAGUGGACUGUUACCUGAAGGUGACCGAUUUGUCCAAUGUGGCCAUACUCGUAACAUGUUGGAUUAAGGCAGCAGAAUUGGCCAUCAAGUUUUUAACACGGGAGAAGGCCAUGGGUGUUGUUCAGACGGUUGGGCCUCGUUUGGUGCAGCACAAAAAAUACACUGUGGCAGCUGAACUAUACCUCAACUUGGACCUCAUUAAGGAAGCUGUAGACACGUUCAUGGAGGCAGAAGAAUGGAACAAAGCCAAGCGAAUAGCCACGGAGUUGGAUGCAAGGUUGGAGGGAUAUGUUGACCAGUGCUACAGAGACCACCUGAAAAACAAAGGAAAGGUGGACUUGCUGGUUGGAGUAGAUGUCAUGGCUGCAUUAGAUGUAUAUGCAGAGAGAGGCCAGUGGGAGAAGUGCAUUGAUAUUGCAUCUAAACAGAAUUUUAAGAUCCUGCAUAAAUACUGUGCUCUGUAUGCCACCCACCUUAUCAAAGAAGGCGAUGCAGAGAAAGUGCUUGACCUGUAUGUACAGCACGGGAUCCCAGCCAGCCCAGAGAACUUCAACAUCUACAAGCGCAUGUUCUUCGAGCUGAUGAACCUCCGGGACAGGGAUGGUGCCAAUGCCUAUCGGAUGUGGGCUAACCUGCGAGAAGUUUUACAUUUGCUGUGCGAGAACCUGACCAAGUCUUCAGAAGCGCACGCUCCAGCCCAUGAAAUGUUUGAGCAGAUGCUUGUGGUAGCUCACUAUUAUGCAACCCGCUCAGCAGCCAAAGGCAUUGACCAGCUGAGUACUGUGGCAGCCAAGUUAUCCAUUUCACUGCUGAGACACACAGAGCUUAUUCCAGCAGACAAGGCUUUCUAUGAGGCUGGCCUGGCAGCAAAGGCUGUUGGCUCAGAGAAUAUGGCCUUUAUUUUCCUCAACCAUUUCCUGGAUUUGGCAGAUAGUAUUGAUGAGGGUACAACAGAUGCCUUGGACCACACAGAUUUCCAGGACACAGACAUUCCCUUUGAGGUCUCCCUUCCAUCAAAGCUCCAUGUCACUGUGGAGACGAGGGAGGAAAUCAGGGACUGGCUUCUGACAGUUUCCAUGGAGCAACGGAUAGAAACGGUCCUACCCAAAGAUGAGAGAGGAACAUAUGAGGCCUCGCUGCUUGCUGCGAACACUGGCAUCCGCUCCUUGCCCUGCGUCAUUACAGGUUAUCCUGUUCUUCAUGAUAAAAUUGAGUUCAAAAGACCAGGCAUGGCAUCUAACAAGGAUGACUGGAAUAAAUUCCUGAUGGCUACCAAGACCACUCACAGUCCAGAGUGUCAGGAUGUCCUGAACUUUAUAUCGCGGUGGUGUGGGGGCCUUCCAUCAGCUGGAUACACCUUUCAAUAAGGGGAAAGUGCACACUCCUUAGCCUUAUUUAAUCUGUAUCUUGUGCUCUGUAAUACAAUUUUUGGCUUCUUUUGUUUGUCUCCUUUACUCCCAUUCCUACCUGUCCUGUGUCUAUUCAGAUGCUGUGUUUUCAGUCUGUUAAAGGGACAGUAUUAAAGAGAGUUUUUUUUUUUUUCUUGAUCAGUUACUUUUGAUAAGUGAUUGUUUUCUGUUGUUUAAAGGUUCUGACUGCAAAGUUGAAUUCUGGGCAAAAAUGUUCUAUUUCUAUUGCUGUUGGAGUUUUGAGAUGUUUCGCUGCUGCACACAUCGUGUAUCCUAUGUGUAAAUGUUUUACCGAGAUAAAAUGCGUCCUGCAUUUUACGAUUCCGGAGAUUGCCGAAGCAAGUGAGCAACAAUAUCACAUGACUACCGUGUGGUGUGUUUGACCUACUUUUAACCAAAACAAGUUGGCAUGGGCAAAUGGUGGGCUCAGCUCUCCCUCUAGCUAAAAGCCAGCGGAAAAGCAAAGGAAAACAUGAAAGUGAAUCAGCUAGAAAGCGUGCCAGAAAAGUGAUGAAAACCAAAACGUUGUCCACAAGAAUUUUCGUGACGGGACAGAUCGACUGCUGGAAUCGACUGCAGGAUGAAACGGGUCCGAAAUCUGAUGAGUUUACAGUGCUUGUCUUGGAUUGAUGAGUCUGAGUAUGGAGUUAUACACCUAAUGUUUUGAUCUUACAGAGAAAGAAAUGAUAACACAAAAGCAGUAGCAGAGAAAAGAUAGUCAUCUUUUGUUAAAUAUCUGUGACUCAAAACUCUCAGAGGUUGAUGCAGAGUCACGAUGUUUUUCGCACAUCGCCAUCUUGGUGUGACGCAGUUCCAUAGUUGUGCUAAAUAGUUCAAGCUCCUCGCGUUUGGGUAUUUCUGUAGGGACAUACCGUUUAUCUCAAGAGGGAGGACAUUCAGUCCCAAAAUGGAGAAAAGUGACCCUCAGCACAUCAAAAUGAUCACAUACAGUGGUGCUUGAAAGUUUGUGAGUCCUUUACAGUUUUCUAUAUUUCUGCAUAAA